Molecule: messenger RNA, 796 nt
Organism: Ricinus communis (castor bean)
Lineage: Eukaryota; Viridiplantae; Streptophyta; Magnoliopsida; Malpighiales; Euphorbiaceae
Product: probable E3 ubiquitin-protein ligase XERICO
Exons: 1
Coding region: 146-592 (148 amino acids)
Source: RefSeq, a predicted model, not a curated record
GACAUGUAAACUAUACUAAAAAUCCAGGAAUUAUUAAUGUUAAUGGACCAUACCUUUUUUAUAACUAUAUAAAGAGUAUUUUCGUUGUAUUUAUAACAUUUGUACUUGUCCAUAUUUAUAUCUACCUUCCUUAUCUUCCUCACCCAUGGCAACUAUAUUUUCUAACCUUAACACCACAAUCGAGUCUCUUAUUACUACCAUGACCAGCUCCGGGGCAAGGCCACUCAACACUGCUCAAUUUCUCAGCCAUGUUGAAGAACAAAAUCCAGCCAUUCCUUACUCGAAAAGGCGGGUUGAAGAACAGGAAACAGCGGCUUGCGCAGUGUGUUUAUCUGAGUUUACAGAAGGAGAAAGCGUGAGAAACUUGGAGUGCAAGCAUUUGUUUCAUAACGGUUGCCUAGACAAGUGGUUGCAGCAGUGUAAAUCUACUUGCCCGCUUUGCCGGAAUAAGGUGGUGGCGGAUGAGGUGGUGGCUAGGUAUCGGCAGCAGAAGGAUGAUGAGAAUGGGACAGCGUUCGAUAGAAGCCAUGAGGAGAUGGUUGUCUUGGUCUCUUCUCUACGUGGUAAUAAUAAUUUUCUUGGUUUUUGGUAAUUAUUAUGUUAAGAUUAAGCUAAUUAGAAAGAAUGCUUAAAUAUGAUAUGUGUAGAAAGAUUUUUAUUAAUUCAGCUUCUACGAAAUCAUGUGCAUGUUGAUAAUGCAAAUCUUUGUAAGUGUCUGAGAAGUCAUCUGGGCAGGGCAGAUGUUCUGAACCAAUGGCAAUUAAUUAAUGGUUAAUUUUAAUUGCAUAAUUUAAGA